CACAGGCAUAUAUAAAAAACUGAUAAUAAAAUUGGACCUAAGUUACUGUUAGUAUGGAUUUGUUGAAUAACAUAAAGACACGGUUUUGGAGUGAAGAUUUCUGGUUGCCAAAGGGAAUAACAUGGGAUCUUCUCAAAAACACUGAAACAAGGCAGUAUGGACAAUGCAGAGAUUUGGUUGUUAUUUUUCCUAUUACCUUAUUAAUAUUUUGUAUUCGCAUGAUAUUAGAAAAAUCCAUAGCGCAACCCAUAGGUAGACGUCUCAAUCUGCCGGACAAAGCCCACAAGGCACCUCAGGAUAAUAUUAUCCUCGAAAAAGUUUUUAAAACUAUAACAAAGUCUCCUAACAAAAAGCAGUUGGAUGGUUUAUGCAAACAACUCGACUGGAAUGAACGCCAAGUCUCACUGUGGUUUCGCAUGAGGGGUCUCUCAGGUCGGCCAAGUACUCUUCAGAAGUUUUCAGAAGAAUUUUGGCGAUUUACUUUUUAUUUAGUCAGUUUUCUUUACGGACUUUAUGUUCUUCAUGAUGAAGAAUGUGUAUUCAAUAGAGACAAGUGUUGGUCGGACUUUCCUGGAAACCAUGCCAUGACUACCAAAAUGUAUUGGUAUUAUAUAAUUCAGAUAGGUUUUUACACUUCUACCACUUUGACACAGUUUUUUGAUGUAAAGCGAAAGGACUUUUGGGAGAUGUUUAUCCACCACAUUGCCACUAUCUUGUUGUUGCUUGGUUCUUAUAUCAUGAAUUUCACAAAAAUGGGAUCUUUCAUUGUGCUCGUGCAUGACAGUGCAGAUUUUUACCUGGAGUUUGCUAAAAUGGCUAAGUAUGCAAAAUACAAGCAGACAACCAAUGUAUCGUUUGGUUGUUUCGCAUUGGCUUUCUUAGUUUCACGGUUGAUAAUUCUGCCGUUCUGGAUUAUCCCUGCAAUAUGGGAUGGUGGCAUGGGUUCAUUUUUGCCAUAUUCAGUGAUACAUUAUCUUUUCCCAUUUUUGCUAACUCUUCAAGUACUUCAUUUUUAUUGGGGAUGGCAUGUUUCAUACGCUGUUUAUUCAUCUAUCGUCGUUGGGGAGAUAAAAAGGGACACUCGGAGUGAUACAGAGGAAGAAUCUGAUAAUGAAAAUGAAAAGAAACAUGGAACAAAUGGAAACAAACGUACAAAUCACAUAGCUGGUGGUGAGUCCAACGGAAUUCACAAAAGAGUUACUUCAACAAAAUAGACUUUCUGACAGAAAUAACAGCCUAUAUGUAUAAGCAACUUUCUUAUAUGUUGUAAUAGGCAUAUAUUUUACUAAAUGGAACCAAUUUUGUUUAAUGCAUCGUGCACACUUUAAACUUGGUUUUCAUUCAUGGUUUGUGCUUGAUAAAUAAUAUAAUUGGGUACUCCCGUAGUGUGUGUACCAGGUUAGAGUUAGGCUGUGAUUUUAUUCCGAUUUUCCUCAUUUUAGUUCUAUUACGAGUUCGGGGACUGUCUCUGUUAGCCAAAUGAAUAUACCCCCUGCCCAUAGGCUUUCGUCCCUUUAGGUAAUAUAGGGGAACAAAAUUAGUUACCUCCAUAUUGGUACACACUACACACACUUCUGGAGCGCCUAUAAUUGAUUGUAAUGAAUUGAUGAUUGGGUUGGUAUGUUUGGUUUAUGGCUGGUAAUCAUAAAAUAAUAGGUACCUAUUAGUUCAUUUUACCUUUCCUCAAACAUGAUUUGUAUAUUUUGAUGUCACUUUGUAUUUAUCAAUUUCAUCAAAAGGCUAACAACAUAAUGCAACAUCACUUUCACUUGACUAAUUUGACACAUAAUUGAUAUUUUCCAGUGAAGUAACUAAAAUUUUGUUUUCAUAAAAUCUAGCAAGCAUCCUGAAAAUCUU
Molecule: messenger RNA, 1857 nt
Organism: Styela clava
Lineage: Eukaryota; Metazoa; Chordata; Ascidiacea; Stolidobranchia; Styelidae
Source: RefSeq, a predicted model, not a curated record